AUGAACGGGACGGAGGGGAUCAACUUUUACGUGCCUAUGUCCAACAAGACGGGCGUGGUGCGGAGCCCCUUCGAGUACCCGCAGUACUACCUGGCCGAGCCCUGGAAAUACCGCCUCGUCUGCUGCUACAUCUUCUUCCUCAUCUCCACCGGCUUCCCCAUCAACUUCCUCACCCUCCUGGUCACCUUCAAGCACAAGAAGCUGCGGCAGCCCCUCAACUACGUCCUGGUGAACCUGGCAGUGGCUGACCUGUUCAUGGCGUGCUUUGGGUUCACCGUCACCUUCUACACCGCCUGGAACGGCUACUUCGUGUUCGGCCCCAUCGGCUGCGCCGUGGAGGGAUUCUUCGCCACGCUGGGAGGCCAGGUCGCCCUGUGGUCGCUGGUUGUCCUGGCCAUCGAGCGCUACAUCGUCAUCUGCAAGCCCAUGGGCAACUUCCGCUUCUCCGCCAGCCACGCCAUGGUGGGCAUCGCCUUCACCUGGGUCAUGGCCAUCUCCUGCGCCGCCCCGCCGCUCUUCGGCUGGUCCAGGUACAUCCCGGAGGGGAUGCAGUGCUCCUGCGGGCCCGACUACUACACCCACAACCCCGACUUCCACAACGAGUCCUACGUGCUCUACAUGUUCGUCAUCCACUUCAUCAUCCCCGUCGUCAUCAUCUUCUUCUCCUACGGGCGCCUCGUUUGCAAAGUCCGGGAGGCAGCUGCCCAGCAGCAGGAAUCAGCCACGACGCAGAAGGCGGAGAAGGAGGUGACGCGGAUGGUGAUCCUCAUGGUGCUGGGCUUCAUGCUGGCCUGGACGCCCUACGCCGUGGUGGCGUUCUGGAUCUUCACCAACAAGGGCGCCGACUUCACGGCCACGCUGAUGGCAGUGCCUGCCUUCUUCUCCAAGAGCUCCUCCCUCUACAACCCCAUCAUCUACGUGCUCAUGAACAAGCAGUUCCGUAACUGCAUGAUCACCACGAUCUGCUGUGGCAAGAACCCCUUUGGGGAUGAAGACACCUCCUCCAGCGUGUCCCAGAGCAAGACUGAGGUCUCCUCCGUCUCCUCCAGCCAAGUAUCACCCGCAUAG
Molecule: messenger RNA, 1068 nt
Organism: Oenanthe melanoleuca
Lineage: Eukaryota; Metazoa; Chordata; Aves; Passeriformes; Muscicapidae
Product: green-sensitive opsin
Exons: 5
Coding region: 1-1068 (355 amino acids)
Biological process (GO): visual perception; phototransduction; G protein-coupled receptor signaling pathway
Cellular component (GO): photoreceptor outer segment; membrane
Molecular function (GO): G protein-coupled receptor activity
Source: RefSeq, a predicted model, not a curated record